ACUGCAUCUUGGCUCAGUAUCUGUCUGGGUCUAGAAAAGGCGACAUCACAGGGAGUAUACAGCACUUUUCAGAUGGGGAAUAGCAUAUCCUGUGUACCUCAACACAGAAAGCUGGGAUCCUGGAGAAGCAGAAGGAAUUCUUCAAAAAGAAAAAGUAGCAGAAAGGAAACAAGCAACGGUCCUGAUAAAUCAACUAGCCUUCUCAACAUGUUCUUCAUUCCUCCAACUAACAUGACAGAAAUGAAUGCUGCCUUAUUACAGAACUGGGAGCCUUUCAUGGAAUGGAGGAAGAAUGCUGCAAAUGCUAAAAAUUUAGGAGAAACUGUUUAUUAUUCUAAAGUGCGUUUCAAAUUCCAGCAUUGCCAGGAUGUGAAUGACUGCUACUUGGAACUGUUCCAGACACACCUCCGCCUAAUAUCCGUUAAUACAAAUGGAUUAGCUUACCAGGAGACGCUGCCUUUGAAAGACAUGAGCGUAUCUAAACUUGAAAGCGAAACCAACAAUAUGGAAAAAAGCCAUGUCUUUAAAAUAACAGGCCAGUUUUUCAAUCCCAUUAUAAUUUACUGUGUAAGUGAGCAAGAACUGCAAGCCUGGCACCAGCACCUGGAAAAGCUCAUUGAGCUAAACAGAAUAAAUGGUGGGUCAUACAAAGGUCAAAUAUCUUCAGAAGCUAUGAAAAACAAGAAAAAUGAGACCGAAGAGAAGGAAGCGCUGCGAAGGUCGGUGCAGAAAGACCCAAUUCAGGACUGGGAAGGGUCACAGAGGGAAUCCCUUGGCAGUGUGGUAUGGGUCACAACGGUCAAGCUUCAGCAUCUUCCAUUUGAGGUACAACACGACAGACUUCUGAUUCUUUACACAGAUACCUUGAUUAUUCUUGCUGAAGAAGACAACAAGCUUCACUUCAGGGGAGAACUUCCAUUUAAUGCAAUAAGUGUGACUUCAGAAGAUGGUGACAGGAAAGAAAACACAUUCACAAUUGAAGGACGAAUGAUAAACCCCAUCAAAGUAACGUGCCAGAACAGUACCGAUUAUGAUGAAUGCUUGUAUUACUUGAAGCGAGCCGGGGUCACAGUGAGCGGAACUUCAAGCGGCAAAACAGAGUGCAAUGCCAGCUGCAGCUCAUCUUCAGGCAGUGGAAGAUCUGCUGUUGUAAACAAAAGUUAUGACUCGAUGAUUAUAGAGAUCCCAUCCAGCUAUUUGCAUGGACUGAGCCAGCCUGUGAGUGAAGUAGAAAGGCGAUCAUUUGCGUUCCAUGAAAAUCACAAGGAGGAGCCCUUCUCACCAGGAUACAGUGAGCCCCUGCACGUUAACAGGUGUAGUGACCAGUCACAACUCAGCCAGUCUUUGCACUCAGCACUGUAUCAUGGUUGUCCACAGGGAAAAAUGCAACCGACACCACUUUCUCCAAUCUACAAUGAGCCUUACAUCUCAGGAACCCAGGCUUCUCCAAUUUUGUCUGUGCAUACAAGUCAGGUACAACAUCAUGCUCCAUCGUCAUCAUUAGAAAAGAUGGGAAACUCAUUUAAUUCUGAGGACUCUUCCAGUACGGCACUGUAUGCAACACCACCUAAGAGGAAGUCCCCGUCAAUGAAAAGCAAGAACACAAAAGAUUUGCCAAAGGCAACAAAGUACAGCGAACCUAGUGACUCCCUAAAGUUACUGCCUGGUGCACCAAUGAGCAAUUGCCAUCUAAUGAAUGUGCACUCCUACAAAGAAGAAAAUUACUUACACCACAGAAAUGAUCGCUCUUCAUCAUACGAUAUGGUUUUGCAAGUUUUAGACAGCUACAAGGAAGGUCAGACAGAAGACAGCAGUUUAUGUCUAGACUCCUCAUUCCAUACCUAUGAGGAGCUAGAUAGUAUCCAUGGAAACAGAGAUGAUGAUGGUAUUUGGGACUUUGACCUGAAGGAGCAGAGAUUUCCACAUAUUGCACAUGUCCCCACCCACAGAACAUUUUGUUACCAAGAUGGGCACGAAGCCAAAGGAAAGACAACAUCAAACAGGUGGUCAUAACAGUACAAGUGCUUUCUUUCUACAAGACUUUUUAUAAGUAAUUCAUAUGUAGCAUUUGUCCAUCUUGAAGACCAGGACUAACAAGGAAGAUAAAAACUGUUCAUGCUUAUUUAUCUUUGUAAGGAAACUGCUGAGAAUUGCAGUAAUUCAAAGUAAUUAUUUAUUUUGGUAUAAUGUAUCUAAAAGAAACAAACACCCAGUAGACAGAUCAAGAUCAUUCUGUCUCAAACUCUGUUGUCCCACCCGCACAAACAAGAAUAUUAAUCUGCAAUAUUUAAAGAGAUAGCAACAUGCUUAUUGGGAAUAUUACCACAUGCUAUGUGUAUUGGUUGUCAAAGACCUCACAAACUGCUUUUCAUGAAGUACAAAAGGAGAGCUGGGACUGUGGACAACGUAUGAGCCAUUUUUAAGUUUAGAGUUUCAUGUAGUGUGCUGCUGUUGUGUAUGCGAAAAUGUGUGUGUAUAAGAAUUGUUUUUAUACUAUAAAUAUGUGUAUAGUACUUGGAUGUUUGAGUUUGAGUUCAGAACUAUUAAAAAAGAUUGCACUAUAUUUUGUAUUUUUAUAAUGAUAAAAAAGUAGAGUUCCGUAAGACCAUUUUUUUUAAAAUGAUGUGAAAUACAUGCUGGUCAUGUAUGGGCGACAGUUUUUUUUCUGCUUUCUGCACAUUGCCUGUCUGGGGGCGGCAAACACAUCGUGACACAUCUGUACAGAGUACUGUGUGGAUUUAAGGUACAAUAGACUGUAGUCGGCAAAUAAAAUUUUGUGAUGCAAAAGACAUUCUGGCUCAUGUUUAUAUUUGUCAAUUUUUAAAACUGUCUUCUGCACAGAAUAAGAUCUGUAACAAUAAUGGCCACUACAGACUUUCAAGAGAGCUGUUCCUAAAUCAGCCUCAAAGCUAGAUGAUAGUAAAUCAUGGGUAGGACACUGGCUUCAUUUGUCAGAUGCCAGAAGACGGAUAACACAAAUGACUUGCCAUAGAGUCAAGACUAGAAAUGUAGGUAAUAAAGUAGGUUACAUAAGUUCUAUUGGGCUGGCAACUCGGCACCAUAAAAAUCUACUGCCAAUUGUUAGCGGACCGGAGUUCCACUGUGGCGACCCCUUACCGGGAAAAGCCGAAAAGACAAACAAUAACAACAUAAGUUCUAUUAUUACUUUGGCCCAGCAAGUAUUAUAACAGAUGUUUCAGUGUAAAGCUGCCCUAUAUCAACUUUACUAGACCAGGUCAUUCUGAAUAAACAGGAGCACCAGAGAUGGGUAGGGUCAAGGGUGGACACAGUAUGCAAUACAGAAAAGUUACACUGGGGUGCAGAUGUGGUACUGAGAGUUCUGCAUGCCACACAUGUAACAAACAUGUUCUUCACAUCCAUUCUUUCUAGGCUUUCCAUUUUUCUUGUGGAUAUACUGAGUUAUGCGUGCACAAUGGUUAUAAUUGGUUAAUAUGUUAUAAUGUUUUAUUUAUAAAAUGUGUUUUUAUUUAUAAGGUUUUAUGUAUAUAUUUUAAGACAUUUCUUCUAAGAAACAAAUCAUUUAAGAAUUCAAUUCUACAUUUUUUUUCUGUUUUUAUUUAUUAUAUUGUGGGCAGGAGUAUAUGCCUAUUCAGGUCUGCAGUUCAGAAUCUUAUAAACAUAUCACAUUUCUUUAUGCAAAUAAUUAUCCUUGAAGACUGUCACACAGAGCAUGAACAUCUUACAGACAGGGAAAUAUUUGUUUUUAUACUAUGCGCAUUUGUUAUGGCUGCAGAUAAUUUUUUAAAUAUUUUUGGAAAAUACUUAAAAUUUGCACAGAUCAGCAAUUUUUUUUUUCUUUUCAGGCUGUGUUUUGCAGUCUGAGGUGCCGAAAAAAAGUACUGUUUGAUAAGAUGUACAGCAUCGUUGUUAUUUUCCCUACAAGGGUGAUUGAUAAGAUGUAGCAUUUUAGUAUUAUGUUUAUUCAGUCCUUUUGUGCCGUCUCUUUUUCCGUUUCUUGGUUCUGCUGUUGCUAAACUGGUUUACCUUAAACUGGAGCCGUUUGUUUGUUCGGAACGAGGUGGCAGUGAUUUGUAGCUUCUGUCAGCAGAUUCUUAACAUAUAUCCUGGCUUAACAUUGUUUCUGUUGUAUGACUUCUGCGAGUCACCAUUAUAUUUACACAGUUUGGAAUGUUACAACAUGUUUUGCUGACAACUGUGAAUAACAGUAAUAAAAAAAGAA
Protopterus annectens (West African lungfish) is the source of this 4201-nucleotide messenger RNA. It is a transcript of the gene PLEKHN1, whose product is annotated as pleckstrin homology domain containing N1. The transcript is spliced from 16 exons. Gene Ontology annotation, cellular component: mitochondrial membrane; cytoskeleton. Gene Ontology annotation, molecular function: phosphatidic acid binding; phosphatidylinositol phosphate binding; cardiolipin binding. Gene Ontology annotation, biological process: 3'-UTR-mediated mRNA destabilization; positive regulation of apoptotic process; response to hypoxia. Lineage: Eukaryota; Metazoa; Chordata; Ceratodontiformes; Protopteridae. The record is from RefSeq and is a predicted model, not a curated record. The coding region runs from base 73 to 2013 and encodes 646 amino acids.